This is a messenger RNA of Phanerochaete carnosa HHB-10118-sp, 537 nucleotides long. RefSeq lists its product as uncharacterized. Lineage: Eukaryota; Fungi; Basidiomycota; Agaricomycetes; Polyporales; Phanerochaetaceae. The record is from RefSeq and is a predicted model, not a curated record. The transcript has 3 exons. Bases 1 to 537 code for a protein of 178 amino acids. Gene Ontology annotation, biological process: lipid metabolic process.
AUGACUGACCUCGACUCGACUCUGUUCUCAAGCUUAAGUUCUUCCAUUGAGGCGCACCAAGGCUUCGCGGACGCACAAGCCAAGACUGCUACUCAGAUCCUGUCCGCCGUGCAGACCACUAUCUCCAGGUUCGAUGCAACCAAGGUCACGAUGGUCGGUCACUCGCUCGGCGCCGCAAUCUCACUGCUGGACUCGAUCUACCUCCCUCUGCACCUCUCAGGCGUCUCGUUCCGGACUAUUCUUUACAGCCUUCCACGCGUUGGCAACCAGGCAUUCGCCAAUUAUGUCGAUGCGCAUGUGAUCUCGCUGACGCAUAUUAACAACGAGGAGGACCCGAUUCCUAUUGUCCCCAGCACUGAACUCGGCUUCCAUCACCCCUCAGGCGAAGUGCACAUCACUGAUCAAGGUGUCUGGGAGGCUUGCCCUGGCCAAGAUAAUCCGAGUAAACUUUGCAUUGUCGGGGAUGUCCCAAUGCUCUUCAAUAGCAAUGAGUCAAACCAUGAUGGUCCCUACAACGGCGUCAAGAUCCACUGCUAA